Paramuricea clavata is the source of this 14309-nucleotide messenger RNA. The record is from the annotation of a GenBank genome assembly. NCBI's taxonomy places the organism in Eukaryota, Metazoa, Cnidaria, Anthozoa, Malacalcyonacea, Plexauridae.
UCGGCACACAAGUCGUAAGUACUGCUAUAUUUUGCUGUAUAUUUUGAAUCUUCCUUUUGUAAUUUUAGCUUAUUUUGUUUAUAUUGUAGUUUGACGGUUCGUAGAAGAUAAAUAUAGUACACUUUUAAAGUCCUGUCGUCACAGUUGUUGUGUAUCUAUAACUAUAAGAUAGCUUGAUCGGUUAUCGGCCAUAAAUCCAUACGAGCCGUAAGACCUGUGUCGUAUUUGCACUACCAAGACGGUAGAUACAGUCAAAGACUUGUCUAUAGUAGCGAGAAUAUUCUACAAUGAGCUUUCGUAGUCACGAAACGAGCGAAAAUAUCGAAAACCCGCUCGUAGAGCCAAGCGAAGCUAUACUACACGAUGCAAAACAAGAUGCCUGCGAACAGGCAACUACAGCACAGGAAACCCGAGAGCGUAAAAUGACAGAGAAAGGUAGAGAAUAUGUCUGUUCGUUGAAAAGAAAAGCAGCCCUCGAUAUCAAGGAAGAGUUUUUGAAAGAACUGUUUAAUUUUGAGAAAAAGAUUGCAGAUUUCAAUGGUGUUGUUGAACUUAAUAAACAAAUAACAUUGUUAUCAGGGAAAAUGAAUUUUGUUAGCAAGGCCCUUGAUGAAUGGUUGAAAUUAUCCUUAGAUGAGAAUGAAAUUCGCGAAGUCAUAGAAAUGCGUACAUUUCUGUCCGAUAAAUUGUUGAGCACUCAGAGCUGGGCUCAAGAAUAUGCAGUGAAGUUUAGUCAGCAAAAGCAAGAAACAAUUUCUACAACAUCCCGACGAAGUAGUAGCAACAGCAGUCAUAUAGACACCUUAGUUAACCUUAAAGCAAGAAAAGCAGCUUUAGGAAAACGAAUGCAAUAUUUUCGGCUAAUAUCAGAGCAGGAACGUAAACUUGAGCAGUUAAAGAUGCAGGGAGAAUUUGAGGACGUCUCAGCACAAGAAAGUGUGUAUGAAACGCUUACUGAAACAGGAAACAUUUUGGGUACCACUUCUAGUCCAGCCCUGCUCACAGAGAAACACAAUAUCAUGUCCACCUUUUUUGGAGAAGCCACCAACAUAGCCAGCAUUCCCACAGAACAAAGAGUGCCGCAGGCCAAAGUAGAACAAGAAGAGCCACGCGCAGAACAUCCCUUUUCCGAGGCACUGAUCCAAUCUCCAUACCAACCUGUUGAGGAUCGACCGGAUUCAUCAGAAAUCGAUAGUGUAUCUCAAGUACAACCCCCAUUCCACGCAGAACAGCCCUCACCUCAAGUGCAAUACCCUCUCCACACAGAACAGUCCCCACCUCAAGUGCAACGUCCUUUCCACACAGAACAACCCUCACCUCAAGUGCAAUGCCCUCUCCACACAGAACAACCCUCACCUCAAGUGCAAUACCCUCUCCAAACAGAACAGUCCCCACCUCAAGUCCAACGCCCUUUCCACACAGAACAACCCUCACUUCAAGUGCAACGCCCUUUCCACGCAGAACAGCCCCCACCUCAAGUGCAACGCCCUUUCCACACAGAACAACCCUCACUUCAAGUGCAACGCCCUUUCCAUCCAGAACAGUCUCCACCUCAAGUGGAACGCCCUCUCCACGCAGAACAACUCCCACCUCAUGUGCAACGCCCUUUCCAUCCAGAACAGCCCCCACCUCAAGUGCAACCCCCACUCCACACAGUGCAACCCCCACUCCACACAGUGCAACCCCCACCUCAAGUGCAACGCUCUUUCCACGCAGAACAGCCCCCACCUCAAGUGCAACGCCCUUUCCACACACUACAACCCCCACCUCAAGUGCAACGCCCUUCCCACGCAGAACAGCCCCCACCUCAAGUGCAACGCCCUUUCCACACAGUACAACCCCCACCUCAAGUGCAACGCCCUUCCCACGCAGAACAGCCCCCACCUCAAGUGCAACGCCCUUUCCACGCAGAACAACCUCCACCUCAACAACAGACCUUAUUUCAAGUACAACCCCCAUUCCACACAGUGCAGCCCCCACCUCAAAUACAGCCACCACUCCACGCAGCUCAGUUCCCACACUAUGCAAGUAAUCUAUCCAUUCCAUUCCAGUAUUUUUCAGGUAGUUGCAUCCCUAAGAACGAAAGCUUGUUAUGUAUCCUUACCGCUUAUCCGGUUACCCCAGGGGAAGUUUGUAGUCGAUUUAUAGAAGAAUGCAAAUGAACUCUGCUGACAAGGUACACUUGUCGUACGUUUCUCUGUAUCGUCGGGAAAUAUUCAUGCAACGUGUAAUAUGAAGGCAUGGCACAAUUAAAAACAAGACUUGAAGCAUGAUUGCUUACAAGAGGUCAGUAAUCGCAAUGAACAAAAGCAUGUGUAAGUCUUUUGAUUUGAAAGAAUUGACGUAACUGUCGCGACAGUCUUUGAUAUUUAUAAUCACAUCAUAUGAUUUUAUUCGGAAUCGAACCGACCAGACCGCGUAGCUCAGUUGGCAGAGCAUUGGGCUAGAAUUCCAAAGGUCGUAGGUUCGAUUCCCACCGUGGUCAGGCAUAUUUUUUAAGCUUGCCCGGUGUGGAUAUACACUCAGAGUAACAUCACAAGCAUCAUAUUCACCUGAGUACAUUACACCAACACAGAAAGAAUCAUGAUUAUUAUUAUUAUUAUUAUUAUUAUUAUUAUUAUUAUUAGAUAACAUUGAUAUCGAAGGAACUAGAUUCUGUUCCGAAAUAUUUCAUACUCGAACCGACCAGACCGCGUAGCUCAGUUGGCAGAGCAUUGGGCUAGUAUUCCAAAGGUCGUAGGUUCGAUUCCCACCGUGGUCAGGCAUAUUUUUUAAGCUUGCCCGGUGUGGAUAUACACUCAGAGUAACAUCACAAGCAUCAUAUUCACCUGAGUACAUUACACCAACACAGAAAGAAUCAUGAUUAUUAUUAUUAUUAUUAUUAUUAUUAUUAUUAUUAUUAGAUAACAUUGAUAUCGAAGGAACUAGAUUCUGUUCCGAAAUAUUUCAUACUCGAACCGACCAGACCGCGUAGCUCAGUUGGCAGAGCAUUGGGCUAGUAUUCCAAAGGUCGUAGGUUCGAUUCCCACCGUGGUCACGCAUAUUUUUCGAGCUUGCCCGGUGUGGAUAUACACUCAGAGUAACAUCACAAGCAUCGUAUUUAACGAUAUUUUCACCUAUUAUUAUUAACAAUGAAGAAUUAAAAGUAAUUCUUGAAUUAGACCAGUUAUCAAUUCUGGUUAGCUCCAUUAAAAAAUUCGUUCUGGAUUCUUAUUAUUAUGCGUUCAAUUAAGUCUUUCACUGUUACUAAGAAGCAAACUGGAGUUGCAUUGUGGUGAUUGGUAGAGUCUAAGUGAGAGAACUCUUCUCACAAGAGACUGAGGGUACACAAUUCUCUAUGCUACCAGGAAGGCACUGAGCUGGAACACAAGAACAUGUAAUUUUUCUAUUAGGCUCUUGCAAGGGACGUCACAACACGUAUUUGUUGACUUUCGCCAUCUUGGGUGGGAAAUUAAAAAUAGUUAUUAAAAGCAGACAUGGCGUCAAAGCAAGACUGUGGCAGUGAUUGCAGCUGUUGCUUUCGCUUGACCACUUUGAAGAGUGAUAUUAAUUUAAAUAGAAUAUUUUUGCCACCCAAAAUGGUGGAUACCGCUGAUGAAUGUUAACAUUACCGCAAUUUCUUUCAUCAGACGAAUCGGAACAGUCUUUAUCUUUAUCGCACACCCAAGAUUUCUUGAUACAUUUCUUACUUCUCUGACAUUGAAAUUCAUCUGCUAGACAAGACCCUACACUACCUAAGCAAAAUUAGAAAAUAUUUCUUAUAACCACAUGCACAACAUAUACACAACUAACACAAGCCUACCUGGGUACGAGGUUGAUACACAAGCACGCGGUAUGUUGCAAGCGAGGAAGGUAUUGAAAUCCUUGUCCUUAAUUGCAUGUUCGUUCUUAUUUCACUGCGGUUCACAGGGGGAGAAUAAAUAGUAUAUGCACAAAGCAAGGAAUUGAUUCGUUUUUCCUGACGCUUAUGUUUGUGAUUAUUUCACACCGGUUGGUUGUAUAUUAAUUUAAAUAGAAUAUUUUUGCCACCCAAAAUGGUGGAUACCGCUGAUGAAUGUUAACAUUACCGCAAUUUCUUUCAUCAGACGAAUCGGAACAGUCUUUAUCUUUAUCGCACACCCAAGAUUUCUUGAUACAUUUCUUACUUCUCUGACAUUGAAAUUCAUCUGCUAGACAAGACCCUACACUACCUAAGCAAAAUUAGAAAAAUUUCUUAUAACCACAUGCACAACAUAUACACAACUAACACAAGCCUACCUGGGUACGAGGUUGAUACACAAGCACGCGGUAUGUUGCAAGCGAGGAAGGUAUUGAAAUCCUUGUCCUUAAUUGCAUGUUCGUUCUUAUUUCACUGCGGUUCACAGGGGGAGAAUAAAUAGUAUAUGCACAAAGCAAGGAAUUGAUUCGUUUUUCCUGACGCUUAUGUUUGUGAUUAUUUCACACCGGUUGGUUGUGCUUUUCAAUAGACUUUCCAAGAAAGUAUUUUGUUAUAGAGCAUCGUUUUCGUGAUUGCUUAUUUCGGCUCUCUAUCUUAUUAUUGAUGACUUAAUUAUAUAAAGGUCUUACACGACUGUAUGAUUUCGUGAAUAUGUCAUUACAUUUAAAAAGAUAAAGGGCUCAAACCCAAUAUCUCAAUCACGAAAUCGAGGUUCUAUAGCCAAGAUUGAAUACUUUCCGGAAAGGUGUAUUAUAGGAAGAUUAUCUUCCUUAAAACCUCGAGCUCCAUGUUUCAUUAACGACAUUGUGAGAUUCAGCUUACCACAUCCCAUUUCAUCACUACCAUCCCCACAGUCAUCAUGAUUGUCACAACGCCACAGUUUGGGGACACAUUUCCAAUUUCGACAUGUAAAGAAUAUUGAGGUGUUGCAUUUGUGAAAACCUUAAACAGAAAUUGAAUUUGAAUAUUAAUUAGCUAAUUUGUGCUUGAGGCUGGUGAUUUUAUGAAAACAUGUUUAUAGUAUAUAACAACGACAACGACAACGACAACAACAUCAACAAACGAAUAACAACCUGCAACUUACACGAAUCUCGAUGUUCAUCUGUAUUAUCUCCACAAUCAUUAUCACCAUCGCACGUCAGACUCCUGGGAAUACAACGCCCAUUGCUGCACGCAAAGUCAUAUAAUGAUGAACAUGAUUUGAUGUCCACUAUACAGGUAGGAGAAAUUGUGUUAAACGUUGCCUUAUGGCCUCUGGCUGUUCUUACAACAAGUGAAGAUAUGUCGCCUGGUGUGCAAUAGCGAAAAUCCAUUCCAAAAGGUGAGGGAACAACUGGGCCAGCCAACAGACGUAAUUUAUUAUAAAUCAUAUUGGGAAUUUAUUAUAAAUCAUAUUUAAAGGCAUGUUGUAAACAGAUUUAAAGCUUACCACAAUUUUCUUCAUCAAUAUUAUCAGGACAAUCACUAUUCAGAUCACAAACCCAGACCUUUGGAAUACAGUGAGCAUUGUCGCCAUCGUAACUACACGUAAACUCAUCAUUGGGAAGACACGUACGCCCUGGAAACGAUAGUUAUAUUGGAUUUUGAGGGAACAUGAGACAAUGGAAUGGGUAGCCUCGAAAACGAGAUAUUUUUCACGUCCACGCUAACUUAAUUAAUUCGGAAAGAAUUUACGAGCAGUCACGGGACUCGCACAAGGAAAAUAAUUCAUCAUGAACAGGGAAACACUUUCCAAAACUCAUGAACAGGGAAACACUUUCCAAAACUUUGACCGAAUAACGUAGUAACAUGGCAAACUAUUGAAAACUAGUGUAUAAUUUUGAAUCAUAUGUGAAAAUGUGGCCCUGAAUCCUAUUAUCCUGGGUUUCCUGGGCCAGUCUUCCCUGCAAAUGCGCUUUACAAAUUUUUAACCCAUGAGAAGGAAACUUACAGUAAUUUAUAGUAGUAAUCGUUUCCUUCGUAUACUCAAUUACAGACAGACCUGGAGAAAAGUGGGUUCUCGGGAACCUGAGGAACACUUGCCUUAGCAAGAAGAUUGAAAAACGUUUUCAAUUUUUCACACAACAUACGUUAUGGGAGAAAUCUUAAGGAAUCAUUAUAUCAUAGUCCCUUCUCUGCCAUUUGAGAUUGUGAAGUGUUGUUCAAUGUUCAAAUUUGGAGUAAUGUACGGUCAAAUUUUCCAUUCUUUUUACGCAAUUUUGAAAAACAUUUGAAAUUCAGGAUCCGAAGAACAUUAAUACUUUAUCAGGUCUGAUUACAGAUCAAUUGAUGUGCUUUCAACAUCGUCUUUAAUUCACAGCGAUAAAUCUGAUUGACCUGAGGACGUUGUUAGUGAAUGACUCACUCAUUCACACGCGAUUAUGAAUUAUGAUGAAUGAUUUAUAAUGUUCCCCAGUGUUCUCUAACAUUCAGAAACAAUUUCACUGAGCAACAUUUUCAAGCAAUUUGAUAAUUUCAAUAGCAGUCUUGCCGUUCUUACUACAAGUGAAGAUAUGUCGCCUGGUGUGCAAUAGCGAAAAUCCAUUCCAAAAAGUGAGGGAAGAACUGGGCCAGCCAACAGACGCAAUUUAUUAUAAAUCAUAUUGUGAAUGCCCAAAUAGUGAGGGGGACAAACGCAUACGUUCCUUCAUCUUGUAGGGUUACGCCCUUGCUGCAGUAAGUUUUAACUAAAUCAGUGGGCAGAACAACAGGUAUGAAAAGUUUCUAUAAACAGAAUCAUUUUCAAUAGAUCCAAUGAAAGCAUCCAAAUCCUUAAAUGGCCAAAUAUGAGUAGUAGGAAAACGCCGAUUCAUGGACAUUUUGGUGACAGACCCUUACCCCCACCCCCAGGGUGACAGAAAGACCAAUUAACAGCUACUGCGCACCCCCUCCCGCGCAUCCCGAUGACAUCACCCCCGGUUUCCCGCAAUCAGCCCCGCUCGAACUUGCCCGUAACUAUAACGUCACUUCCGGUUUAUAAAAAUCACGUGACCACGUGACCCCCACAAGCCCCCCACCACCCCCGCCUUGAGAGUGCUUCCAGAAGUCUCGCCUAAGCCUACCCUAAGCCUUCCCUAAGUCUUACCUAAGCCUGCCCUAAGUCUCGCCAAAGUCUUGCCAAAGCGUACCCAAAGCCUAUCCAAAGCCUACCCUAAGCCUACCCAAAGCCUACCCAAAAUCCUCACCGCGCAUGCGCAAACCCCACCACCCCCCGCCUUGGGAAGUCUUCAAUAAGUCUUCCAUUGCGUAUGUUUUGGAUCACUGUACAGCGGCAAAGAGGAAGAAGAAGACCAGUGGUAUGACGCAAGAGAGAACUUUAGCGACGAGGACGAACAGUGGUAUGACACCAAUCCGGAAGAAGACCUAAAACCCGUCCUAACCAAGCUUGGUAUAAAAGGGAGGGCAAAGAAGUAUGUCAUCAACCCCAACGGAGCGUACGAUCCGAUCCACUUCCUCGAUAUCACAAGGGACGAGGUCGAGACGCUUAUAAAUUCCGAAACAGAACCGAGGAAUGUUAGCAUGUCCUUAGCAUGCGAGAUGAUAAGGAACGACCCGAAAACUGAGGAAGAAGUAUCCGUCGUUGCACACUUCAGAUCAAAACCCACAAACUUGUUGGUACGGAUGACACGGAAGAGUCCUUUAAUACCAUGAAGGAAAAGAUGCUAGAAUCCUUUUCCGAAUACCAGAAGCGUGGUAGUGGGUGGAGGCUUCGAAGAGUAGAUCUGCUCGAAAUUCAUAUCGGAGAAUACCAGCCGUUAAGGGGAAAGGGUUACGUACCAUUAUCCGAGACGAUCAGGAAGAAGAAAGCGAUCAUCAAUAUGAAGAACGACGACGACAAAUGUUUUAAGUGCGCUGUGACCCGCGCACUGAAUGAUAUUAACAUCCAUCCGGAAAGAAUUUCAAAGGAACUUAAGGAACAGUCCAGAAUGCUAGACUGGGAAGGGAUAAAGUUCCCAACACCCCUAAACAAUAUCAAAAAGUUUGAAAAGAACAAUAACAUCGGUGUUAACGUGUUUGGGCUUGACGGAUGUCAUAAGGUAUGUCCCUUGCGAAUAUCCGGCAGUGUCGAUUCCAUAAACCUCUUUCUGUGGAAGAAUCACUAUAGUGUUAUCAAGGAUAUGUCGAGACUUGUAGGCGAACAGGUUAACGAUCAUGGACAUAAAAAACACAUCUGCAACCGUUGUCUCAACGCAUUCGGAUCGAGCGAACUCCUGGAAAGACAUCUGGGGUUAUGUUCGAACAACAACUAUCAGAGGCAUGAGUACCCGGAACCCAUUACCACCACAGAGUUUAAAAAUUAUGAAAAAACACAAACCGUUCCGUUUGUCAUCUAUGCUGACUUCGAAUGCUACAUCGAAGGGAUGGACACGGUCGGGCAGAACCCCAACAGAUCGAGUACCACCCAAUACCAAAAGCACAACCCCAGCGGAUUUUGUUACUACGUCAAGUGUUUUGACAAUUCCGUUUACAAACCCAGGCUGGUACACUAUACCCAACAACACGAGGGAAAAGACGUUACUAAAAAGUUUGUGGACAUGCUGGAAGAGGAAGUCCGUGAUAUAUACUACAGGUUUAAAUUCAAGGAACCUAUCAGGAUGUUCUUCGAAGAUACCGAAAAUUAUGAAAGGGCAGACAGCUGUUAUGCGUGUAGGAAGGAAUUCACUACGAAAGACCACAAGGUUAGGGACCAUUGUCACUAUACGGGAGUGUACAGGGGUGCGGCACACAGUACGUGUAAUUUGAGAAUGAGAAGGCCCAAAUUCAUUCCGGUACUUUUUCACAACCUCGAAGGAUACGAUGCUCAUCUAUUCAUUAAAAACCUUGGGGUAAGUAGUGGAGACAUCAAGUGUAUUCCUAAAACGGAAGAGAAGUACAUUUCCUUUACUAAGGAGAUAGAGGUCGCUAAGUUUAUCAACGAAGACGGGAAGGAGAAGAAGGUUAAAAGAGAGCUAAGGUUUCUCGACUCAUUUAAGUUCAUGGCAAGCUCCCUGGACAAGCUCGUCAAGGGUUUGGGUAAGGACGACUUCAAAAAUUUGGAUUUGAUGACGGGCCGUAGCACUAAGGAACGGAGGGAGCUGCUUAAACAGAAGGGUGUUUACCCUUAUGAAUAUAUGGAUGGUUUUGAGAGGCUUGAAGAAACAUCGCUCCCACCGAAGGAAAAAUUCUUCAGCAAGCUCAACAACGAAAGCAUAAGCGACAUGGAUUACGAAAGAGCCUGGAACGUAUGGAAUACCUUCAACAUGAAAACCAUGAGGAACUAUCACGAUCUGUACCUGAUAACGGACGUCCUCCUCCUGGCAGAUGUGAUGGGAAAUUUCAGAAAGGUUUGUAAGACCAACUACGGAUUGGAUCCGAUGUGUUACUACACAGCACCCGGGCUGGCAUGGGACGCUGCGUUGAAGUUAACCGGUGUGGAACUGGACCUCAUAUACGAUCCGGAUAUGUACCUAUUCAUUGAAAAGGGUAUUCGGGGUGGGAUCAGCACCAUUACAAAAAGGUAUGCUAAAGCAAGCAAUAAGUAUACCGAACUUUCUAAAAACCUAACCUGGUUGGAAAGGUUCAAAAAGUGGAUGGGAAAAAAGUUUUCCGGUCUAUCAGCCGUAAUCAUAUCUAUGGUCGACACGAUUAUCACAAUCAUUACCGGUACGAAACUGGUGGUUGGUCGCGACGAUGAAGAGCGGACUACAUACCUUCCCUAUAUGGACGCGAACAACCUGUACGGAUGGGCAAUGAGUCAACCCCUACCCAUCAAGGACUUCAAAUGGAUGAAUGAUGGGGAACUGGAGAAGUGGACGGACUACAGCUGCAUCCUCGAAGUGGAUCUGGAAUAUCCCGACGAACUACAUGACAAACAUAACGAAUACCCCCUCGCACCCGAAAGGAUAAUGGUUAACAAAGUGGAAAAACUCAUUCCGAACCUCAACAACAAGGAAAAAUACGUCCUUCACCACAAGAACCUAAGACAGUACCUGAGUCUAGGGUUAAAGCUCGUUAAGAUUCACCGUGGGCUGAAAUUCUACGAAAAGCCUUGGAUGAAGGAAUAUAUCCAACUUAACACAGACCUGCGUACCAAAGGUACUACAGACUUUGAAAAGGACUUCUUUAAGCUUAUGAACAACUCUGUAUUCGGAAAGACGAUGGAAAAUGUUAGGAAUAGGGUUGACAUAAGACUUGUUAAUAACGAGGAGAAGUGGAACAAGCUGGCUCAAAAGCAUAACUACAAAUCUGUGACCAUCUUUUCCGAAAACCUAGUGGCAGUUCCUAUGAUGAAGACAUCUGUAAAACUGAAUAAACCUAUAUACUUGGGGAUGAGCAUCCUUGACAUCAGUAAGACCCUCAUGUACGACUUCCACUACAAUUACACUAGACCAAAGUAUGGGGAUGAUGCCGGGCUUCUAUUCACGGACACGGACUCCCUAUGUUAUGAAAUUUACACCGAAGAUUUCUUUAAGGAUAUAUCCGGCGAUGUCCGCGAAAGAUUUGACACCAGCAAUCUAGGUAAAGACCACCCAUCCGGAAUCCAAACGGGUGUAAACAAGAAGGUAAUCGGGAUGAUGAAGCUGGAAACGGGUGCAAAAAAAAUUGAAGAGUUUGUGGGAUUAAGGUCAAAGCUAUGUGCUUACAAAAUGGCGGAAGACGGUGGUGAGGAAAAAAAGUGUAAGGGAGUCAAGAAAGUAGUCAUCAAGAAGGAAAUAACAUUCGAAAACUAUAAGGAAUGUCUCUUCAGCGGUGAGAAACAAUGGAGGGGAAUGGAUGUUUUCAGGAGUAGACUACAUGAAAUAUAUACGGAAAGGGUCGUCAAGGUAGCCCUGUCUGCAAAUGAUGACAAGAGGAUAAUCAUGGAGGAUGGAAUCAACACGCUAGCAAUCGGACACAAAAGCCAAAGACAGUAGAAACCAAUUUUAAUAUUCGAGAGAACAUUAAAAUUUUAACGGGUCUACAGUAAUUUUGUAAUUACGAAUCUAGACCCCAGUCCCAAUAUUCCAAUCGUGAUCUGCUGGUAUUCUUCCAUUUCGCUUGAUGGUUUGUAGUAAUCGUGAAUCGUCGGUUUGUUGUUUCCAUAUCCGAUUUGGCGUCGACUGAUUCCUGCCUGAGUAUUGCAAUUCUGUUCUUUUUUCCCACUUGACUUUCGUACCAUUUUUCCCUAGCCUUGGCUAAUUUUUCCAGCGCUUUGUUGUGUCUUUUCAUUUCGCCUUCGUAUCCACUGUGAUUUAAUUUGCUGAACAGGUAUCCGGCUCCUGCAAAUGCUACGGCGUUGAAUAGUCUUCCGACCACAACACUUGUCAUCUUCUUUUAUUAUAGUGGUUUAUUUGAAUGGAUCAUCCGGUACUAGUUUUUUGAACUGUAGGUAGUGAACUCCAACUGCACCAACCCCAAGGGCUACGGCUAGUUUUAGAAUUCCUUUCGGACUACUAGGUACUCCGAGACUAUCGCCUGCAAAUUUUUUGCUUACCACGGACACAGCGACUGCGCCAAGUGUAAUAAGUCCGGCGUCGAAGGCUUCGUUCAUAAAGUCCUUUCUAUCUCCCAUUCUUUAUUAUAUGUGUUCUUAUUUAUUUUUUCCUUUUCCUGUACUCAUUAUACAGGAAGUAAGUUAAUGCUAAGGCUAAAAUCCAAAGAUUCUUCGCCAGGAACGCAAUGCCCUUUGCUCCCCAUGACAGAACCUUAGCGACGAGGUUCAGUACGGAUGCUAGUACGGGUCCAACCUUUCCAGCCAGGUUUGCCAUUGCUUUUGCGAACUUACUCGUUGCUCUCGCUCCCUUUUUUGCUACGCUUCUAGCCCCCAUAAUAAUCGUGGUGAUGAUACCGGCCACGGAUAUUGCUACGGCUGAUAUUCCGGCUAUAUUUUCCAUUGCCCAUUUCUUAAAUCUUUCGAACCUCGUAAGAUCGUUUAUUUCUACCUCCUCUUCCACGAUGGACAAAGCUUUCGGUCCUUUUGGUCGUUCGUUUGAUCUUAACCUUAUUUCAUCCGCUUUCAAUUCUGUCAUGUCUGCCAUUGCUUCGUACAGGAGAGCCUUCUGUUCACGUCCUGCAGUUCGUUCGGUUUCGGCCAGUUCUUUCCAGUGAUUUUUUUCUACUUCAAGAUGCUCAAUUUUUUGCUUACCCGAGUUUCCCUUUACGUUCAGGAUACCUCUCAGUUCCCUUAGUUCGUUUUCCGUUAUAACUGUACUAUUACCAAUGGAUUCACUUUGAUUGGACAGUUCGUCAUCCAUUCUUUCAACGAUAUUUUCCAGUACGUUAUCCACAAAUUCCUGAGAAGCAUCUAGAUUCUGUCGUUCGAGUUGUUCCUCCACUAAGGCUGCAGGUGUUUUUGAAUGCUCUAUUUUAGCUUUCCUGAUCAGUUCUUUGUAUUCGUUUACGACGAAUUCCUUUUUCUUAUCCGCGGAGUAUAUCAUUUUACCAUUUUUCGAGAUAAUGAUUUUGACAUCUUUGAAUGUAGCACCGCUAAUUUUUGUACCGGCCUUAUUUACGGUCAGUUUCAUUUUGUCGAAGAUGAUGGUGGAAGAUGGACCGUCACCCUUAUUGAUAUUUACCCCAAGUUCCCUUUUGAGGAAAUGCUUUUUAUCCAACUUAUAGGCUCGUUUCAUUAUCCCAGCAUCCCGUCUGAUGUUCGGUGUGGAACCGCUGGGCGUUGAUCCAUCGACGUCCGGAUUGAAUCCGACGGGAAUUAAUAUACUUUCGUCCAGUCUCCCGUUGUCGUCGAUGAAACUUGUUUCUUUCUCCGCCGUUCCGGCUUCUUCGGCUUCGCGGUCGUCGACGCGAUUUGUUUCGUCUAGUUCAAUGUCAGCCAUUUAUUUUAUAUCCUUAAUAUUUUCUUCCGGAAUCCAGGAAUUGUGCUUACUAUCGUAUCCUAACCACUUGACCAGUAUCAUACCCUUCCUUCUUCUUAGAAUUUUCUCCACCCUAUACACAUCGUCCUUUUUGUCAACAGCGGAUAGUUCCUCUUCGUAGAACUUUCCGAUGAUCGGUUCACCGUCAUGACUUUCUAUUUCGUACAUGUUAGGAUCUCCCCUGAAUACUUUUACAACUUUGAAUAUCUCUUCCGUAAAGUUUGCUUCGUAUCCCUUGGUAAAGAUAUUUUUGUACUUCGUUAUCCGGACCGUAUCAUCAACCCUAAAUUUAGGUAAUGGAAAUUCCCCUAAUCCGUGACCGUAUAGCGUGAUCCAUACCUGGUCCUUGUUCGACUUGCUUACGUCGGCAGGUCUCAUUAGUAUACUGCUGUGUUUGGUAUGAUUAUAGUUAUUCGUAAGCUCGUCUAUGGCGUCUAUCCAAUUGUAAGUCCCUUUGCUGUAGAAAUACUUCCACAUCAUUGUCUUCAAGGUCCUGUUAAAUCUUUCAACGAUGGCUGCCUUUCUGUCAGAGUUCGUGCAAAAAUAGCGGACGUCGUGUUUUUGUAAGAGGUCCCUAACACCAACGUUGUAGAAUUCCUUUCCCUCGUCGAACUGAGCAACUUCCGGGUAUUUCCCAAACCUUUUCUUAAAUUCCUCCAAUAAUAAGUUCACAGCCUUCGUCAUGUUUUUCGUAUCCUUUCUGUAGACGGGAAUAGCAAACCCGUAACGGCUCAGGAUCUCUACAGCUGUUAGUAUCCAGUAAUAUCCUUUGUUCUGAUUUUUGUAUUUUCCCAUAUCCACCAAAUCCAUCUGCACUUGGUCCGCCAGGUCCUUAAUUUGAAAUUUGUGUUUUCUAACGAUAGGCUUGUACCUUGUGUAAGUGUCCUGGGUCUUUAACCAGUCCUUCACUAUUUUUCUACUAACGUCCAGUCCCUUCUCCUUUGCCUUCAGAUAGAGCUUCUCCGCGGAUUGAUAGCCGGUACCUGGAUUGUAGUAGAUAUCUCUUAACCCUUGUUCGGUAAUAAAGUGUUCGUCUUCCAUUUUAUCUAUGUGAUAUAAAAUUCGAGGAGUGCGGACAUAUCGACCUUAUCGCUGAUGUUCGUAUUGAUACUGAAGGAGAAUCUGUUGUGGGAACCGUUAUUAACAUAAACCCUACUUCCAAUAUCCUUGAAAAACGUUGUUGUUCCGUUUAGAUGUUGGCCGGAUGUCACGGGUAGCGUGCCCACCGUAAAACUUCCAUCACCAUAUACGUCAAAAUUUAGGGAUGUAUUAACAACAUCACAGUCUAUGGUAAUAUAUUUAAGACCGCGAUUAAUAUCUAUAGGAUAGGGAGAUCUUUCCCACACUUCGGAGGUUAGGAUCUCCGUUUCUGGAAAUCCUAUUAGCGGAGCAAAUUCAUUUAAAUGUAAGUUCACCUUGGUUGCCGGAUAAAUUCUGCAGGUAUUGUCAUGCGUGUUGCGUUCUACAGUUAUUCCGUCUGCCUUCAGUUUUUUCUUUAUUGCAUCGAAGGUCCAGUAGCCCUCGUCAAAGGUAAUUUUCUUCUGUCCGUAGGUAAUACUAUC